Nezara viridula (southern green stink bug) is the source of this 1052-nucleotide messenger RNA. Lineage: Eukaryota; Metazoa; Arthropoda; Insecta; Hemiptera; Pentatomidae. The record is from the annotation of a GenBank genome assembly.
AAUCGUUUAGGUGGGCUGUACGGGUUUCUAGCGCAUUUAAGGUUUUCUGUCGGAGGAUUUCUGUUGCGAACAAGCCGCUCAUGGAAAAGAGGAGAAGAGCUAGAAUUAAUCAAUCGUUGGCUGUACUUAAGGCCCUCAUACUUGACUCAGCUAAAAUGGAAAACACAAAGCAUUCAAAAUUGGAAAAGGCAGAUAUACUGGAGCUAACAGUAAGGCACCUUCAAAGACAAAAAACUCUCAAUUCGAGUUCAGUGGACAAAUAUAGAGCAGGCUUCAUUGAAUGUGCAAGAGAGGUUACAAGAUUCUUAGAUAGCCCAGAACUUCAGGGGCCAAAACCAGGUUUGGAUCCAUCAGUUCGCCAGCGUCUUUUGAGACAUCUUGAAACUACAGCUGCUGAAAUAUCAUUAGAUUUUGCAGAUUCCCAUGUCGAGCCUCUUAAACCUAUAGACCCAGAAACUGAGAGGCGGUUAGAGCAACUGGAAGAGUUUCUGAUCGACGAUGAAGCCCGUCCAGAUAGUUCUACAGCACCAGGGGAUGAGAACAACAACUCAAGGAAAAGAAAGAAAAAGGGAAGAGCAGCUGAUUCAUCCACUAUCACCACAACCUCACCUGGAACCAGCAAUCCAGUCUCCCUGGUGAUACCUUCAAGACUACCAGAUGGGCAAGUUGUUUUUCUCCUACCUAGUCAUUAUGUUCAACUAUCGAAAGAAGAAGAAAAAGAGAAAGCACAAGAAAUGCCCAUAGAUUUCAGUGUUAAAAAAAUGGAUGAUGAUAAAGAAGAAGAAGAAGUUUGGCGUCCAUGGUGAACAUUUAAUACUUAAAUUUAUCUCAUCUGAACUGACAGAUCCAAUGACUUUAAAAUUAGCCUAUUUCUCUUAAUAGGUUUAUUUCACUUAUUGUGUGAACUAUUAAAACACACUGAACUUGUUACCAAAUGGAUCUAAGUGUUUUUGUCUUUCCUUAGUAGAUCUUUUUAUAAUUAGAGAAUAGUUUUAAGAAUAUAUUAAAAACAAAACUUUUAUUCAUAAACUAUGACUUAAAUAGAAUUAUAU